Hansenula anomala is the source of this 1431-nucleotide messenger RNA. Its product is annotated as NADH-quinone oxidoreductase subunit D. Gene Ontology annotation, molecular function: NADH dehydrogenase (ubiquinone) activity; quinone binding; NAD binding. The record is from RefSeq and is a predicted model, not a curated record. Gene Ontology annotation, biological process: mitochondrial electron transport, NADH to ubiquinone. The coding region runs from base 1 to 1431 and encodes 476 amino acids. The transcript has a single exon. Lineage: Eukaryota; Fungi; Ascomycota; Saccharomycetes; Phaffomycetales; Wickerhamomycetaceae.
AUGCUUCAUAGAUCAAUUACACGGAGCACAACUUAUAAGCUUCUAACUAAAGCCACAAGGCCAAGCGCUAGAAGCCUUUCAGUCAGUUCAAGAGUGCUUCAAAGUGAAUAUGAUGCCUAUGUCCCCCACAAACCUCCACAACAUAGAAUGCCUGUCCAGGAAUCUAUAAACAAUCCACUAGGAACUUAUCAGCCAACCACAAUAACUGAAGAAUUGAAAACUACUAGUGAUGAUGUUAAUUUGGAUCCUGGUGCUCAAAACACAAAGAUUAGACAUUUUACUGUUAAUUUUGGACCACAACAUCCUGCUGCUCAUGGUGUCUUGAGAUUGAUUUUGGAAUUGCAAGGUGAAGAAAUUAUCAGAGCGGAUCCUCAUAUUGGAUUAUUGCAUAGAGCUACAGAAAAAUUGAUUGAAAGUAAGACUUAUUUGCAAGCUUUACCAUAUUUUGAUCGUUUGGAUUAUGUUUCCAUGAUGACCAAUGAGUUAUCAUUCGCUUUAGCUACCGAAAAGUUAUUGAAUGUUGAGAUCCCUUUGAGAGCUAAGUACAUUAGAACUUUAUUUGGUGAAAUUACAAGAGUUUUGAAUCAUUUAAUGUCUGUUUUGUCACACGCGAUGGAUGUUGGUGCUUUAACUCCAUUUUUAUGGGGGUUUGAAGAACGUGAAAAAUUGAUGGAAUUUUAUGAAAGAGUUUCAGGAGCAAGAUUACAUGCUGCCUACUUCAGACCAGGUGGUGUUUCUCAAGAUUUACCAGAAGGGUUGUUAGAUGAUAUUUACAUGUGGGCUACACAAUUUGGUGAUCGUAUUGAUGAAACUGAAGAAUUAUUAACUGAUAACAGAAUCUGGAAACAAAGAACCAUUGGAGUUGGUAAAUUGACUGCCGAAGAAGCUCAAAACUAUGGUUGCUCAGGUGUCAUGUUGAGAGGUUCAGGUGUUCCUUAUGAUAUUCGUAAAGCUCAGCCAUAUGAUGCAUAUGAUAAAGUUGACUUUGAUAUUCCAGUUGGUUUAAAUGGGGACUGUUAUGAUCGUUAUUUGGUUCGUAUGGCAGAAUUUAGACAAUCAUUGAGAAUUAUUGAACAAUGUUGUAACGAUAUGCCUGCAGGUAGUGUCAAAGUUGAAGAUUAUAAAAUCUCACCACCACCAAGAAGUUUGAUGAAAGAAGAUAUGGAGGCUUUGAUUCAUCAUUUCUUAUUAUUUACUAAAGGUUAUGCAGUCCCACAAGGUGAAGCUUAUGUCCCAAUUGAAGCUCCAAAAGGUGAAAUGGGUGUUUAUUUAGUCAGUGAUGGAUCUGAAAGACCAUAUAAAUGUAAGAUUAGAACUCCAGGUUUUGCUCAUUUGGGUGCAUUCGAUCAUAUUGCAAGAGGUAACUUUUUAGCAGAUGCGGUUGCUAUUAUUGGUACUAUGGAUCUUGUCUUUGGUGAAGUUGAUCGUUGA